Molecule: messenger RNA, 1124 nt
Organism: Telopea speciosissima
Lineage: Eukaryota; Viridiplantae; Streptophyta; Magnoliopsida; Proteales; Proteaceae
Exons: 5
Coding region: 115-840 (241 amino acids)
Source: RefSeq, a predicted model, not a curated record
AAUUCCCAUGGGCAGAGGGACCUAACCUCUUCACAAUAAGUUUUGGAACCUUCGAUCCUGAAGUCACUCGAGAGAACUCCUCUGUCGAAUUCUUAGUUACUGAUUGACGUCGACAUGCUUUCACUUGCAAGGCGACUGCAGAGGCUGCAACUGCAGCCUCUUGAUCAAUGUCAGUCCCAACAGCUUCGUAGGUUCAGGACCGGUGCUUCUUCUUCUCCAUCGAGAAGGAGGAGCAAGUCUGCAGCAGCAAUGUUGAAGAAACCGGAUGACAAAUCAGAAUGGUGGGUAGUGGAUGGGGAGAUGCACGAGAUUGGUGAGAAUGUACCUCCGAGGGAGCGCUUCGUAAUCCCAAGAGAUAACCUCCCCAACAAGCGGCGAAAACAAAUGAGAGAGCAGUUCAUGCGCAGAACUCGCCUCGUACUUAAGGAAUCUGAGCAUGAGCCCUGGUGCAAAAGAUAUAUGGAACUAUACAAUGAGCUCAGGGAGAACUGGGAAAGGCUAUACUGGGAUGAAGGCUAUUCCAAGAAACUUGCCCAAGAUCAUGCCAAUUAUGAAUCUGCUGAAGACGAUGAUCUGGAUUUUUCUCCAUACAGGAGAAGGCGAUCCAAUACUGAGCAAAUGAAGGGGCUGAGCUUUGUGAAAAAUGGACAAAGUGAAACCUGGGAAAAGGUUGGCCAAAUUCGGGACAAGUUUGAGUAUGAUAGGGAGAGAAGAAUGAGAGAAAAAGCAUUUGCCCCCAUGAACAAUGGUACUGAAUUUGAUUCCCAUGAUUCAAGCUCCAGAGCUCAUCCUUUUGAUGCCCAGAAAUAUUUUUCUGGGUCUGACUCCGAGGAAGAGUGAAUGAAAUAUGAUAAGAUACAAAAGAAUUCCUGGAAUGCAGAGUAAGCUUCACACCCAAGUCUAAUCUCAUGAAAUGGACUCAUGUUGGUAGACCAGAGGGGAAACCCAAUUAUCUGAAUGCAGAAGCCUUAAAGGUGAAUUCUAACAGUUGUAUGGAGUCCAUGACAAAAGAGGAAAUUGAAUUGUAUAGGAUGACAGUAUUUUCAUGUUGUAUCAUAUUCUUUCUUAGUCCACUGGAAUUUGAAUUUUCUUUGAAUGCAUAAAGAAAUACUGAAGUCAUUUCC